Oryzias melastigma (Indian medaka) is the source of this 4495-nucleotide messenger RNA. Its product is annotated as proto-oncogene tyrosine-protein kinase Src. The record is from RefSeq and is a predicted model, not a curated record. The transcript is spliced from 13 exons. NCBI's taxonomy places the organism in Eukaryota, Metazoa, Chordata, Actinopteri, Beloniformes, Adrianichthyidae. Gene Ontology annotation, molecular function: ATP binding; growth factor receptor binding; non-membrane spanning protein tyrosine kinase activity. Gene Ontology annotation, cellular component: extrinsic component of cytoplasmic side of plasma membrane. Gene Ontology annotation, biological process: protein phosphorylation; osteoclast development; epidermal growth factor receptor signaling pathway. The coding region runs from base 405 to 2057 and encodes 550 amino acids.
CGUAAAAAAGCCGUCCUCCUGAUAUUUCCGUGAGAGAUGCUCCAUCAGCUGGCUUCCCCUUUACGAGUCAUGUCUUCACACGCCUCUCCUGCUCGGUCGCACGACCCCGCCGCGGUAUUGACUCCUCUCAGCUGAACGGUCUCGGGGUGUGUGCGUGGUGUUGGAGGGGGGUGGUUCGUCCGGCCCACCGAAGCCGCCUGCAGCUGUGCCCGUGGUCCAGGAGGCAGUGCUCGCCAUGACCUCGUCUCGCUGCGAUCCUACGGACAUUUGCUGACGAGGUUUCCACAGCAACCGCUCAUCGGCUUCCAUUCUUUUUCUAAUGAGGACAGCCACGGGGAUCUAACACGGUUCCUCGCCGCGCGCGUCUCACAUUUUGGAUCUCAAGACGCGUCAAAGGUCUGCACAUGGGAGCAGGCAAGAGCAAGCCCAAGGAGCUGGGCUCGCGCUCCAUGAGCCUGGAUGGCACCAUCGGUACGGGAUCAGACAGCGGCCACUUCCGUCAUCUGAGUCCUGCCCAGCAGACCCUCACCCCCGACCGAAGCCCUGCUGUAGGAUCAGGCAGGCGGGGGCAUCAAGGGCAGCAGCAGCUCGCCCCCACAAACACCCCCGUGUUGACUUUGUUUGGAGGGGUGGAUAACACAGGAACUCUCACGUCGCCUCAGAGAGGACCUCUUUCAGGAGGUGUUACCACAUUUGUGGCUUUAUAUGACUAUGAGUCCCGGACAGCCUCCGAUCUGACCUUCAGGAAAGGCGACCGGUUGCAGAUUGUCAACAACACGAAAAAGUACAGCUUCAGAGAAGGGGACUGGUGGCUUGCUCGCUCGCUGACAACGGGAGAAAGUGGUUACAUCCCCAGCAACUAUGUGGCUCCCUCAGACUCCAUCCAAGCAGAAGAGUGGUAUUUCGGGAAGAUUACUCGGCGUGACUCAGAGAGGCUCCUUCUGAACCUGCAGAACAGACGAGGAACCUUCCUGGUGCGGGACAGCGAGACCACAAAAGGGGCUUAUUGUCUGUCUGUGCUGGAUUAUGACAACGCCAAAGGCUUGAAUGUUAAGCAUUACAAGAUCAGGAAACUGGAUAGCGGCGGUUUCUACAUUACCUCCCGUACCCAGUUCACAAGCUUGCAGCAACUAGUCUUCCACUACCGUAAGCACUCUGAUGGCCUUUGCCACGCCCUCACAGACAUCUGUCCAGUGGCCAAACCUCAGACGCAGGGACUCGCCAGGGAUGCCUGGGAGAUUCCUCGAGAGUCCCUUCGCCUGGAUGUUAAGCUGGGACAGGGAUGCUUUGGAGAAGUCUGGAUGGGCACAUGGAACGGUACAACACGGGUAGCCAUUAAGACCUUGAAGCCUGGAACUAUGUCUCCAGAGGCCUUUCUUCAGGAAGCACAGGUCAUGAAGAAGCUCCGGCACGAGAAGCUGGUCCAGCUCUACGCUGUUGUGUCUGAGGAGCCCAUCUACAUCGUCACGGAAUAUAUGAGCCAAGGUAGCUUAUUAGACUUCCUGAAAGGGGACACGGGAAAGUUGCUUCGACUGCCACAGCUCGUAGACAUGGCAGCUCAGAUUGCAGCUGGCAUGGCCUAUGUAGAGAAGAUGAACUACGUCCACAGAGACCUGCGGGCUGCUAACAUCCUGGUGGGGGACAACCUGGUGUGUAAGGUAGCUGACUUUGGUCUGGCAAGACUGAUUGAAGACAACGAGUACACUGCAAGACAGGGAGCAAAGUUCCCGAUCAAAUGGACGGCACCAGAGGCAGCUCUGUACGGGCGUUUCACUAUCAAGUCUGAUGUUUGGUCUUUCGGUGUGCUGUUAACAGAGCUGGCAACUAAAGGCAGAGUUCCUUAUCCAGGUAUGGUAAACCGUGAAGUGCUGGAUCAGGUGGAGCGUGGCUACAGGAUGCCUUGCCCUGCGGAGUGCCCUAGUUCCUUGCACGAGCUCAUGCUGUCAUGCUGGAGGAAGGAUCCAGAGGAGAGGCCUACAUUCGAGUACCUUCAGGGCUUCCUAGAGGACUAUUUCACCUCCACAGAACCCCAGUAUCAACCUGGAGAGAACCUAUAGAAUCUCAUUGAAUCAAAUCUGAAAAAAAAAAAAAAAAUUGUAGAAAGGUCUCAGCACUGUAUGAUCUGCACUAACCAACCAAGAAGCAUCCUAGGAGGAUCUGAGCUUGUGAAACUAUUCUGUGAGGAAGUGGAAGCAAAACCGAGACUGAUACCUGUGGAAGCCCACUGCUGUGCUUUAAAGGAACUGCUGCAGAAAAAUUCUCUUUUCUGCAACCACUCUCUUGUCACCCAAUUUCUAAUGCACUGAAGACAUUCAGAGGGGUAAAAGAACCAUCGAUGGACUUAGGGGUUGGAGGGGGGGGGGGAGAGUUGUUUUUAAGAGGUGCAGCUAUGCGAGAAACAUCAAUAUCUGCUGACGGUGCGAAGGGUUCAAACGAAGCCUCCUGCCUCCUGCCAAGAGAGAAUAUUUAAAUCGGGCAUGAGCUGCUGAGUGACAUUUCCCUCUUUCUCUGUUGCAUCUCUUCGCCUUCGUCUGGUACCUUUUCCGCCCACAGAAGAGCUCUGCUGCUGUGGCAUCCAUCCAUCUCCCUAAACGCGCCUCAUCUCCUCUCUGCCUCUCCUUUUCUGUCUGGCCUUCGUUACGUUUCUCCAGAUUUUCAAGUGCUUCUUCUCGUCUCAACAUAAUGAAUUCUGCUUGUUUUAACUUAUUGUUUACUUUGGCUAAAUGAUGUCCACUUAUUUAAGGGUUUGCUCAGUUGAGAAGGUUGCUAAAGUCAUCAUGAUGCCAGGCUAUGUAACAGCAAGUUCUUAAAGUUACUGAAUUUCGACUUUUGAGGCCUUCUAUCGUGUUUAACCAUGCUGGAUCAAACCUCCAUAUAAAAAAAAACAUUCUGAUGCAGUUUGUGCCUGAAUGCUUGUUGUCUAAGAGUGGGAGCGAUUAGCACCGUUUCAGGAAGACAGUUCAAGAUGUUUUAGCUUUACUUUCCCAGAUAAGUGUGGUGACGUUCAUCAGGUGGCCUACAUAAAAAAGGGGGCCACAAAACCAAUCAGUAUAAGAGCUAUCGUCCAACUCAAGAAGGUGUGUUUCGUGCCAAACAUUUCUUUCCUCAAUGUGCAUAUACUGUUUUACUUUUACGGAGCUUAUCAUUGAUUUCCAUGCAAUUGUUUACUUGAAUCCACCAGGUGAGCUGUUUGUAGGUGAGUAAACCAGAUAGGUGACCGUUUUUACCAUUUGCUAAACUAAUUAGAUAGGUUUUAAUAACUUAUAUCACAUCUAAAAUAUGCAACCAGGCAACUCUAUUGAAACUGUAAACCUUUGAUCAGGUAACCCCAAUAAAACUGUGUUUGACUUUAAUAUAUGAGAGUUGAUUUUAAAGCCAGUUAGCAUGCUUAUGUGCUGUUCUCUUGAUCAUUGGCUGGAUUUGUAUUUAUGCUGUGUUGUACAUGAACGUGUGAUUACUUAAGGUUCGGUUGAUGAUUUGGCAUCUUAUACUUUUUUUAAUAGUUUUCUUCAAAGUGUGAUUUUUUUUUUUUUCAGUCAUAAUGUACAUAACGUAGCGCUUUUUCUGUUCUUUUUUUCGUCCCUCGUUUGCUCAAAUUGCAGGUAUUUGAAGUCACAGGUUAAAGAUCUGCAGGAGCAGAUAUGAAAGUUUAGACGGUUAAAGCCAGUUUUCUCAACAUGAGUCAUGCAGCAAUAAGCGACAGCAGUCUUCGCCCACUCACGUCACAAAGAAAUGACAACUUGUGAUGUUGGCUGAUUUUGAACAUGGCUGAUUAUCAGAACCAGAACAAUAGAGUGUGGAUUCUGUUGUUACAGGAUGAUGUGAUUAAUGAGGUCAAAGAUGUAAAUAGUUUCCUAAACAAUUGACUGUGACUAUCAUGUAAUUUUGUUUUUGUAUAGUUUUCAUUUCAUUGCACCUCCAAGUGGAGGUUUUUACACUGACACGCCUGCUCCUACAAGAUUUAAUGAAUUAGACGAUGCUGUAAUUGGGAUUAAGUUUUAUAUCUUUUGGUUUUAAUCAUGAAAAAAGGCCAUGUUCAAAACAUAUUUUUUUUAAUUAAAAAACAGCUUGGGUAGAUGUACAUCUUUCCAUGAAAACCAUAGUUCUUUUCUUAUUUAGAAUGGGGAAUUACCCUCCUUUUUUGGCACUUCCUUUCUGCCUGUAAGUCAUUGAGACUUUGUGGAAGUUAAGAAGGCUCAUGACAAGCAUGAGUAACAGUGAAGUCAGGUCGCUUUUUUUUGGGUGCCAUUUUAAGAACUGUAACAAUCUCUUUUAAAAAAGUUUUUUUUUUUUUUUUUGCUUUUAUAAACUAUGCAGUUUCGGUCUUGCAUCCCUCCAACCCUUUGGCCACUUUGUUCUUUACUCAAAAACAGUUCUUAACCGGUGUGAGCAUUUUGUAAAGACUUUUUUUUUCCUGAUGUAACAAGAAUUGAAAUUGGUAUUGUGCCACUUUAUGUUGAUCUUUAAAUGUGCAAUAAAUUAUAUUUCAAAAGUG